This is a messenger RNA of Aspergillus oryzae RIB40, 327 nucleotides long. RefSeq lists its product as uncharacterized. NCBI's taxonomy places the organism in Eukaryota, Fungi, Ascomycota, Eurotiomycetes, Eurotiales, Aspergillaceae. The transcript has 2 exons. The record is from RefSeq and is a predicted model, not a curated record. The coding region runs from base 1 to 327 and encodes 108 amino acids.
AUGGUCUCGCCCUUUUCAAAGUCCUUGUUAUCAGGAGUGCAGGCAGUCAAUUUUGUCAUUGACGGUCUCUUCAUCGUCAUCAUCAUCAUCAAAGACAGACAUGCCUACUGCUCCUUUGCUUUGUGUAUGAGGACGGGAACCAAGUUCGAGGCCCGGAUGAGUACCUUUAGACCCACUAUGGGACCAGUAGCCACCACUUUGUUCGUUGUCUUUCGACACCAUGGAGACACAGAGCCGGAUCAUUGGGGCCAGAGUUGCGAAAAGGAUGCUGUAGUUCUCAAUUCUGCAGACUUGUCAGUAAUGGGUCUUGGCACAAGUACUACGUAG